Molecule: messenger RNA, 876 nt
Organism: Necator americanus (New World hookworm)
Lineage: Eukaryota; Metazoa; Nematoda; Chromadorea; Rhabditida; Ancylostomatidae
Exons: 2
Coding region: 1-876 (291 amino acids)
Biological process (GO): chromatin remodeling
Cellular component (GO): nucleus
Molecular function (GO): catalytic activity
Source: RefSeq, a predicted model, not a curated record
AUGGACGACAGAUGGGUGCACAACAAAACCAACACCGCCUACAUUUCGCAACGGAACCUUCUCUCCACGAAUGACGAGUGUACCGUAGUUCAUCUGUCGUACGUCGCUCCUUCUGCACUUGGUCUCCUGCAGAGCAAUCACGUGAAAUUUGAUACGCUCUGCAGCUCCGAGAAGGGCAUGCAGCAGUAUCAACCUAUUAGUAUCAUCAACUGCUACUCACCAACAUCAGCAGCUGAUGAUUCCGAAUUGGACGUGUUUUACGAGGAGCUGGAGGAAGUAAUCCGCAAAGAGAAGUCCUUCUACAAAUUCGUUGUCGGAGACUUCAACGCAAAACUAGCAAAGGCCAUAGAAGAGGAAUACAGGAUUAGAAGAUUUGGACUAGGGAACCAGAAUGGAAAUGGCAAUCGUCUCGCUGGACUGUUGUCCGCCGCUCGCCUCUUUUAUGGGAACUCUCUUUUCAUGAAAAAAGAUCAUCGUCGGUGGACAUGGGAAUCGCCCAAUGGCGCGACUCGUGCGGAGAUCGACCACAUACUCACCAACCGGAGGUGGUGUCAACUUGACGUCUCAGUAGUACCAUCCUUUUGUAGUGGUCCUGGUCACCGUCUCCUUCGUGCGAAAAUACGACUUAGCCACACGAUGGAAAAGAAAAUCUGCUAUCGGCAACGAAGAAGGAAAGCAGUCGUCUGCGACGAUUGCGUACUCGAGGACUCCUUGUCCCAAGGUGACUGGCACAUCGAGGAGGACCCAAACGUGGACUACAAGAUGCUGCUCAGAACAUUAGGAACCUGUGCUGAGCAUGCGUCAAUGCCGCGCACGACAACUUGGAUCGAAUUUCGAAGACCACCAAGGAAUUGUUGGAAAGAAGAAGGGCUUUGA